GGCGUGAUGAGCAUGGGGCCGUGGGGUGGAUCCGGCGGGAGUCCGUUCUACAUGCGCGUCGUCAGCGCUCCUCGCCUUGGUAGCAUCGUCCUCUACCAUUCCAGCGCCAUCCACUCCCUCUCCUGCGAGUACACCCUCGCCGGCGACUAUGAGGGCUCGCCGCACAGAGUCGCUGGUCCGUGGGGCCUCCCGGAUUCCUACGGCUCCAGAGCAGUUCGUACCCAGAUCGACCUGCGUUCAGGGGAGCACAUCACGGCAAUGGAGGGGACGGCGGCGCUCUUCGCGAACGUCCCCACCGUGGUGAUCACGUCGCUGACGUUCCGCACCAGCGCCGGCAGAACGUACGGGCCGUACGGCUGCGUGGCCCCGGGGUCGCGCUACUUCUCCGUGCCGGUGGCCGACGGCGCCUGCGUCGUCGGCUUCUGGGGUCGCUCCGGCUGGCUUCUCGACGCCAUUGGUGUUUACAUCAAGCCUUCUUGCUCGUCGUCAUCAUCAUCAUCAUUAUCAUACGCGGCGGCAUACAAGAAGAAAUAUGCAUCCAGACGUCAGGGACGAAAUUAGUACGGCUACGGCACUGCGUAUACUGUGACGAUGAUGCAUGGAAACAUAAAUAAAUAACAGCAAAUCGCCCGGGCGUAUAUUGUAAUAGACAAACUAAAUCUGAGAAGACUUUUAUUUGUGGAUGGAGUGAUUAUCUAGCUGAUCACUGGCAUUUGUAUGGCUGAAAAGACCUAAGCUGUGGUCAGACGCGUGGUCAAUGUGGAAUGCAAAACCUAUACCAAUGACUGUAAGAGAAAAUUCAUGUUCAUGAUGAGACGACAA
Messenger RNA from Sorghum bicolor (sorghum), 822 nucleotides. RefSeq names its product salt stress-induced protein. Lineage: Eukaryota; Viridiplantae; Streptophyta; Magnoliopsida; Poales; Poaceae. The coding region runs from base 7 to 561 and encodes 184 amino acids. The record is from RefSeq and is a predicted model, not a curated record. Gene Ontology annotation, molecular function: carbohydrate binding. The transcript has 2 exons.